Darwinula stevensoni is the source of this 953-nucleotide messenger RNA. The record is from the annotation of a GenBank genome assembly. NCBI's taxonomy places the organism in Eukaryota, Metazoa, Arthropoda, Ostracoda, Podocopida, Darwinulidae.
CGUGUCUCCAUUCAUUCAUCCACUCAUAGGAGGGAGCAGUCGCCGCUCGCGCCCCCUCCACACCCGACUACGAGGCUAACCCAGAGAGUACCCGCCAGGCGAGCUUUACUCGCAUCGCAUUCCCUCGUCCGCUUUCGUCUCGGCCGCUUCGUUCGCUCUCCGCUCUCUACGUCAACGUACACAGUCUCUCCUGUCCGUCGAGUCUGAGGGGAAAAUGGCACCGGUGAUUGGUUAUUGGAGACCGAGAGGGCUGCUUCAUCCGAUUCGCAUGUUGCUGGUCCACACCGGAGUGGAUUUCGAGGACAAGGUCUACCCGGAAACGAGCCGAGACGAAUGGCUGAAAGACAAGGAAUCCCUGGGACUCCCCAUGCCGAAUCUCCCCUAUUACAUCGACGGAGACUGCAAGCUGACCCAAUCCCUGGCCAUCAUUCGGUAUCUGGCCCGAAAACACGGCCUCGCCGGGACGAACGAAGAGGAACUGAUCCGGACCGAUCUGGUGGAAUGCCAAGUGCAGGACCUUCGAUUGGCGCUGAUCAAGCUGGGUUACCACGAAUACAGCGAGGAGGCGAGGGAGAAAUAUCUGAAGGAGACGCUUGCGAAUCAUCUCAAGCUGCUUUCGGGUUAUCUGGGGGAUCAUCCGUGGGUUGCGGGGAAUAAGAUGACGUACGUGGACUUUCUCCUGCACGACACGUUGGAUUGGCAUCUGUUCUUGGACCCGACUUGCCUGGACGGCUACCAGAAUCUCAAGGAUUUCCUGGCCCGGUUCGAGUCACAGCCGAAUAUCAAGGCGUUCAUGGAGUCGGAGAAAUUCCUGAAGUGGCCCAUUUUCGGCCCCAUGAGCAAGUGGGGGUACGAUGACGCCGGGUCGAAACUUCGAUUCCCGGAUUGAGUGGAAACAUCCUGAAAAAAAAACUACACCGGAAGAGAAUAAAAAAAAAAGCUGAGUAUCGACC